Molecule: messenger RNA, 1950 nt
Organism: Gossypium raimondii (Peruvian cotton)
Lineage: Eukaryota; Viridiplantae; Streptophyta; Magnoliopsida; Malvales; Malvaceae
Product: protease Do-like 10, mitochondrial
Exons: 8
Coding region: 105-1760 (551 amino acids)
Biological process (GO): proteolysis
Molecular function (GO): serine-type endopeptidase activity; protein binding
Source: RefSeq, a predicted model, not a curated record
AGUUGGUAUGAACAAACCCCUCCGUAGUUGUGUAUUUGUUGUAUUAAUCUUGUAGUCAUUCAUUCGUCUUUACCAUCUCGGCCUCCUUCACAAGCCCCAAAAGGAUGUUAAGUUGUUCAAUCCGCACAUUGCGGAGGCUAAAAUGUUGUUGUAAUAAGCGCUGGUCGUCCUUGUUCUUGGCAAAAGGUUAUUGUUUCAGUAAACCCAAAGUUGUUCCUUCAUUUUGCAACACUGACAUCAAAUUGAGUAGAUUUUAUGUCGGGGAGCGACAGAGUAGCCUCCGGCAAUGGCGAAGACGCUCUCUGUAUACCGUAACUGACACUUAUGAGGCAAUAGAGUUGGCUCUUGACUCAGUGAUCAAGAUCUUCACUGUUAGCAGUAGCCCUAACUAUUUCCUUCCAUGGCAGAAUAAGUCGCAACGCGAAACCAUGGGUUCAGGAUUCGUUAUUCCGGGAAAAAAGAUUCUCACAAACGCUCAUGUUGUGGCUGAUCAUACAUUUGUUCUUGUUAGAAAGCAUGGCUCCCCCACUAAAUAUAGAGCUGAGGUUCAAGCUGUGGGCCAUGAAUGUGACUUAGCCAUUCUUGUUGUUGAAAGCCCAGAGUUUUGGGAGGGUAUGAAUUUCUUGGAGCUUGGAGACAUCCCAUUUCUGCAGGAAGCUGUUGCUGUUGUUGGAUAUCCUCAAGGAGGUGACAACAUUUCUGUUACUAAAGGGGUUGUUUCUAGAGUUGAACCUACACAGUAUGUACAUGGUGCUACCCAGCUGAUGGCAAUACAGAUAGAUGCAGCUAUAAACCCUGGGAAUAGUGGGGGCCCCGCAAUUAUGGGGAACAAAGUUGCUGGUGUAGCUUUCCAAAACCUUUCAGGUGCAGAGAAUAUUGGCUAUAUAAUUCCUGUUCCUGUUAUAAAGCAUUUUAUAGCUGGUAUAGAGGAAAGUGGAAAAUACAUGGGAUUCUGCUCUAUGGGUCUCUCAUGUCAACCUACAGAAAAUGUUCAACUUCGUAACCACUUCAAAAUGCAACCUCAUAUGACCGGUGUACUUGUGAGCAAAAUUAAUCCUUUGUCUGAUGCGUAUGGAGUCCUAAAAAAGGAUGAUAUCAUCCUUGAAUUUGAUGGUGUGCCUAUAGCAAAUGAUGGAACCGUUCCUUUCCGGAACAGGGAACGGAUAACAUUUGAUCAUUUGGUGUCUAUGAAGAAACCCAAUGAAACUGCACUAGUCAAAGUCCUGAGAAAUGGUCAAGAGCAUGCAUUCACCAUCACCCUUCAACCUUUGCAGCCGCUGGUUCCAGUUCAUCAAUUUGAUAAACUUCCUAGUUAUUAUAUUUUUGCUGGUCUGGUUUUUGUUCCACUAACCCAGCCAUACCUACACGAGUAUGGGGAAGACUGGUAUAAUACUUCACCUCGUCGGCUCUGCGAACGUGCUCUAAGGGAGCUGCCUAAAAGAGCUGGGGAACAACUUGUAAUCUUGUCUCAGGUUUUGAUGGAUGAUAUCAACGCAGGCUAUGAGCGUCUUGCUGAAUUACAGGUCAAGAAAGUCAACGGAAUUGAAAUAAAAAAUUUGAAGCACUUGUGCCAACUUGUGGAAAAUUGUAGCAGAGAGAGCUUGAGGAUUGAUUUGGAUGAUGAUAGGGUAGUUGCAUUAAACUAUGAAUCGGCCAGAAUAGCCACUUCCCGGAUUCUUGAACGUCAUCGAAUACCAUCGCGGAUGUCCAUCGACCUUUUAAGUGAGCAGAACAGUUUGUUAAUGGAUUCAGCUGAGUAGAGACUUGACCUUAACUUAAUGAUCGGUCGAUUAUCAAAUUGAGUUGCUUGCAUCAAUUUUUGAGUGUAAUUCAUUUAUUGUCGACUCAUAUAAGUUCAAGAAUUUAGUUGCAAAACAAUGUAGGCAUAUUCAAUUUCAUUACUUAUGGAAGAAGCAGUUAUGCUAGGGUUGCAAUUUUCUUAGGAAGAAA